Lutzomyia longipalpis is the source of this 9647-nucleotide messenger RNA. RefSeq names its product calcium-transporting ATPase sarcoplasmic/endoplasmic reticulum type (gene SERCA). The coding region runs from base 258 to 3320 and encodes 1020 amino acids. Gene Ontology annotation, cellular component: membrane. The record is from RefSeq and is a predicted model, not a curated record. Gene Ontology annotation, biological process: calcium ion transmembrane transport; intracellular calcium ion homeostasis. Lineage: Eukaryota; Metazoa; Arthropoda; Insecta; Diptera; Psychodidae. The transcript has 11 exons. Gene Ontology annotation, molecular function: P-type calcium transporter activity; ATP binding; ATP hydrolysis activity.
CGGUACAGCUCACAAAAAAACUGACAGUUGAUUUUUUCGCGUAAAAGUUGUGUAAAAAUUGUGUGGCUUUCUAACUUAAAAAAUAUUAAUUAAUUAAUUAAUUAGGUAAGUGUGUCUUCAGUAGUAAAUCCCGUGCCGAUUAGAAAAUAAGCGGCAGUGCCUGCGCGAAGGAUUAGCAAGAAAAAAACGAAGAAGUCAUACGAUAGGACCACGUAAGAAGAACUGCCGAUUAAUAAGCUAGUGCGUCAGCAGGCAGAAUGGAGGACGGCCAUGCGAAAACCGUCGAUGAGGUUCUAAAUUACUUCAACACAGACCCCGAACGAGGUCUCACUCUUGAUCAAGUGAAGCAAAAUCAGAGCAAAUAUGGACCCAAUGAACUUCCCACGGAAGAGGGUAAAACCCUCUGGCAGUUAGUGUUAGAACAGUUCGAUGACCUGCUGGUCAAAAUUUUGCUUUUAGCUGCUAUUAUUUCAUUUGUACUGGCUCUUUUUGAGGAGCACGAAGACUCAUUUACUGCAUUCGUUGAACCUUUUGUAAUUUUGCUCAUUUUAAUUGCCAACGCCGUUGUAGGAGUGUGGCAAGAGCGUAAUGCAGAAUCUGCGAUAGAGGCACUAAAGGAAUAUGAACCUGAAAUGGGUAAAGUGGUACGUGGGGACAAGUCGGGUGUCCAGAAGAUUCGAGCCAAAGAAAUUGUUCCCGGUGAUAUUGUUGAGGUGUCCGUUGGUGACAAAAUUCCGGCCGAUAUCCGUCUCAUAAAAAUCUUUUCAACGACCAUUAGGAUUGAUCAGUCCAUCCUUACUGGUGAAUCCGUUUCGGUGAUUAAGCACACCGACCCCGUGCCAGAUCCACGUGCUGUGAAUCAGGAUAAGAAGAAUAUCUUGUUCUCGGGUACAAAUGUGGCUGCCGGUAAGGCGCGUGGUGUUGUCAUUGGGACGGGCUUGUCCACUGCCAUUGGCAAAAUUCGUACUGAAAUGAGUGAGACUGAGGAAAUUAAGACGCCACUGCAGCAGAAAUUGGAUGAAUUCGGUGAGCAACUGUCCAAGGUGAUUUCCGUCAUUUGCGUUGCCGUCUGGGCCAUCAACAUUGGUCACUUCAACGAUCCCGCCCACGGUGGUUCAUGGAUUAAGGGUGCCAUCUACUACUUCAAGAUUGCCGUAGCACUCGCCGUCGCUGCCAUCCCUGAGGGUCUCCCUGCUGUCAUUACCACCUGCUUGGCUCUCGGUACACGCCGUAUGGCCAAGAAGAAUGCCAUCGUGCGCUCCCUGCCAUCCGUCGAGACUCUUGGUUGCACAUCUGUUAUCUGCUCUGAUAAGACCGGAACCUUGACAACUAACCAAAUGUCCGUAUCACGUAUGUUUAUCUUUGAGAAGAUUGAGGGUGGUGACAGCAGCUUCCUUGAGUUUGAACUUACUGGAUCGACGUACGAGCCAAUUGGUGAUCUGUAUCUCAAGGGAUCCCGGGUUAAGGCAUCCGAUUAUGAAACAUUGCAGGAAAUUGGUACAAUUUGCGUGAUGUGCAAUGACUCCGCCAUUGAUUUCAACGAAUUCAAGCAGGCUUUCGAGAAGGUGGGUGAAGCCACCGAGACAGCCCUCAUUGUUCUGGCUGAGAAGAUGAAUCCAUUCAAUGUGCCAAAGACGGGCUUGGAUCGUCGUUCAACAGCCAUUGUUGUGCGCCAGGAGAUUGAGACAAAGUGGAAGAAGGAAUUCACAUUGGAGUUCUCGCGCGAUCGUAAAUCCAUGUCAUCGUACUGCACACCCCUCAAGCAGUCUCGCCUUGGUACUGGACCCAAAUUGUUCGUCAAGGGUGCCCCUGAGGGUGUCCUCGAUAGGUGCACACAUGCCCGUGUUGGAACAAGCAAGGUCCCAUUGAAUGCAACACUGAAGAAUAGGAUUCUCGAGCUUACAAGGCAAUACGGUACUGGACGUGAUACCCUGCGUUGCUUAGCCCUUGCCACCGCUGACAACCCAAUGCGCCCCGAUGAGAUGGAUCUCGGUGACAGCACCAAGUUCUACACGUAUGAAGUUAAUCUUACCUUUGUCGGUGUUGUUGGUAUGCUUGAUCCCCCACGUAAGGAAGUCUUUGACUCAAUUGUUCGCUGCCGUGCUGCUGGUAUUCGUGUCAUUGUCAUCACUGGUGACAAUAAGGCCACCGCUGAGGCCAUCUGCCGUCGUAUUGGUGUCUUCGGUGAGGAUGAAGAUACCACCGGAAAGUCCUAUUCUGGUCGUGAAUUUGACGAUUUGUCCACGAGUGAGCAGAAGAUGGCUUGCGCACGUGCUCGUCUCUUCUCCCGCGUAGAACCAGCACACAAGUCCAAGAUUGUUGAGUUCCUCCAGAGCAUGAAUGAAAUCUCUGCUAUGACUGGUGAUGGUGUCAAUGAUGCUCCUGCCCUGAAGAAGGCUGAAAUUGGUAUUGCUAUGGGUUCCGGAACUGCUGUAGCCAAGUCUGCAUCUGAAAUGGUGCUCGCUGAUGAUAAUUUCUCAUCAAUUGUGGCUGCCGUUGAAGAGGGUCGUGCCAUUUACAACAACAUGAAGCAAUUUAUUCGCUACUUGAUCUCCUCAAAUAUUGGUGAAGUCGUCUCAAUCUUCCUUACUGCUGCUCUUGGUCUUCCAGAGGCUCUUAUUCCCGUACAGCUGCUGUGGGUGAACUUGGUCACAGAUGGUCUUCCAGCCACAGCUCUGGGCUUCAACCCACCGGAUUUGGAUAUCAUGGAAAAACCACCGAGGAAAGCUGAUGAAGGUCUCAUCUCUGGCUGGCUCUUCUUCCGAUACAUGGCUAUUGGUGGAUAUGUGGGUGCUGCAACUGUCGGAGCUGCUUCCUGGUGGUUCCUGUUCAGUCCAAAUGGCCCACAGAUGACCUACUGGCAACUCACACAUCACUUGGCCUGCCUGGGUGGUGGUGAUGAAUUCAAGGGAAUGGAUUGUAAGAUCUUCAAUGAUCCCCACCCCAUGACCAUGGCUCUAUCUGUAUUGGUCACCAUUGAGAUGCUUAACGCCAUGAACAGCUUAUCGGAAAAUCAAUCUCUUAUCGCAAUGCCACCAUGGUCCAACAUGUGGCUUGUUGGCUCAAUGGCUCUCUCCUUCACGCUCCACUUCGUGAUCCUCUACGUUGAUGUCCUGUCAACCGUGUUCCAGGUGACACCGUUGUCCGGCGAUGAAUGGGUGAUGGUGAUGAAGUUCUCGAUCCCAGUAGUAUUACUCGAUGAAGUGCUCAAAUUCGUCGCCAGAAAGAUCACAGACGGUAAGAAUCCGCUGUACACGGUGCACUGGAUUGUGCUAAUGUGGGCCGUGUAUUUUGGUUUGAUCUUCUGGGGGCCUCUGUAGAAACAAAGUGGCAAAAUGUUGAUCAUUUUGCUGCAGUGCAAUAUCUUUGUUUUUUUUUUAACAUUUAAAUUAUGGAUGCGAUGUUUUUUAUUAGCAAGAAAAACGUGUUUUUUUCUUUGCAUUGAUUGGAACGAAAUGAGAGAUUUGAAGACGUUUGAAAAGCAAAGAGAGAUAAAAUAAAACCUUAGAGGAAAGGUGAAGAAAAAAAAAAGAAAAUCUCAAAUGUGAACAGAGGUGCCCCAGCCCACAAGCCUUGUGUCAAAUAUUUCACUUUUUUUUUCUUAUAAGAUUGAUAAAUUGCCCUUUAAUAUUUAGCAUAAUUAUUAUACAUAUUAUAGAAUAAUUAAAAAAGUAAUUGAAAGUGAAAAGAGCACAAAAAGGAUCUACCUUUGAGCACUACAUUUAACAGUGGGGGGGAUCCUUUUUGUGUCUUUAUUUUGCUAAUGUUGUUCUCCCCCUUUUUUUUAUUAAAAAAAAUCUUUGUCCCUACUUUUUUUUUAAUAAAAUAAUAAUAAUAAUAUACUUUUAAAAACAUAAUUAUACAAAAUUAUUAUAAAACAUUAAAUUUGCUCAAAUGAGUGACAAUGGCAAAGAAAUAAAUAAAUAAAAAAUAAUGAUAUAAAUGAAAACAUACAGGAAAUACAAAGAGAUACAUCUCAUGCAACAACAUUGUACAUUGUGGGUGUUUUUUUUUGAGUGAUGGCAAUGAGAUAAUAAAAGAAAAAAACACACCAUUUUGCAACAAAUCGCAUAAUUAACUCACCAAUUAAAAUAAUUUUACAUGCAAUUUCGUUGCACCUAAUCAUGCGUACCAGGCUGAGAGAGAAUUUUAUUUUCAGAAUUAAUCUUGUUUGGAAUUUUUAUUAAUUUUAUUUUUUUGCAAGAAGGUAAACCCACUGCAAAGACAAAAUCCCAGAGAAACGGGAUGAGCAAUUAAGUUAAAAAAGGAAAAAAAUCAAUUUGUGUGUAUUUUGUGUGCUGCGAAGAAUUAAUCUGGCAAAAUGAGUCUUAAAUAUAUUUUUUUAUAUAUUAUAUAAAAUGGGGAAAAUGAGAGAAAAGUUCAUCAAUCACGUGUAUUUUAGCAGCAAUUUUUUAUAGUAAGAAGAUUUGCUUGAUUACCAUACUAUAUAUAUUUAUUUGAUAGAUAAUAUUUAUAUUCAAUUCGUUCGAUAAAUAUUAAAUUCAGUGAAUGUGAAUGUAUUAAAAAAAAAUGCGAAGGUAGACAAAAAGUUAUCGGCCUAAUGCAGAUGGGAGUUUUUAUUAAAAUUUCACGGGGAAUUCACUUAAAAAGCGUAAGAGAAGGCGUAAGAUGUAAGAUUGGGGAAGCAUAUGCGCGUACGCAAAGAAAGGGAAGCAUCGGAUCAACAAAAUCUUGUAGUGACUCAAAAAGAAAUCAGAAAUAGGUAGUCAAAUAGAUUUUUCAUAAUUCACUAACCUUCUUGACAAAUUCGACAAAUAUUUGUCCAAAAAUUCAAAGAAUUACGUCACCAUUGCUUUUUUUUUUAACCCUUUAAGGUUUUUUGGGUCAUACACUGACCCAAACGUGAAACAUUUUAUUUUAUCAAUUAUUUAUGAAUAAAAUUGUUUUUCCAUGUUACAAAUGCAUCAAAUUCACGCAUAAGGGGUCAAAGAAGACGUUCUGAGUGAGAAAAGCCCUCUAAAAAAAUUCAUAGAAUAAAAAUCGCGAUAAAAGAGCGCAUGUUUCAAUGUUUUUAUAUUUCACGUUGGACGUUAAAGGGUUAAACUCUAAAACACGUGUGAAACAUUUACGCUAAUGUUUCAUAGGAGCUUUUUAGGAAUGAGUUUUUAAAACAAGAUUUUGUCUUUUAAUUUUAGCAAAUACACAUUUUUUGACAGUUUUAACUGUCAUAUAAAGAACAUAACCUCAAAUUAUAUCUGAUUUUGUUUAGAAAUUAUUUAGAACAAAUAAUCAAAUUGCUUUAAUUUCAAGAACUGCUAAUAGUUCAUGAAGCCUGAUGAAGGUAUACAGAUGAGUCAAAAUAUGAAAAAAAAGCCUAAAUGAUUGAUUUUCUUACGCUAAAAUGACUUUAAUCACUUUGUGCUAGGCCAACAACUUUUAAAAUCAUCUUAUGUUUAUUUUUGCUUUAUUUUAUAUUUUUUUCUUGUACAUAAAUAUCAGUUUAAUGUGACUAACGACAAAAUACACGUAUUUGAUUGGUGGGACUUUUUCUCUUACGCUGUCAUUAUUUGUAAUUUAUUAAAAACUAAUGUUUACUUUACAACUAAAUUUACCAAUUAGGUGGAAAGAUAACUCAAUUCACUUUUUAGUAAUUAUAUAUACCUACAUAUAUUAUAUAGAACAUGAAACUAUAUAAUACGAGAAAAAAAUUAUUGAAAAAAAAACACAAAAAAAUGAAAGACGAGGGGAAGUUUAAAAGGUAUAAUUUUUUUGAUUUAUAGGCGGUUUAGCUAAGAAAUGAAAUUUUAUUAGGGGAAUAUGGAGAGGUGCUUAACAAAAUGCAGGGUGGUUCUUUCACAUUGAAAUUUCUUUCAUUUGGCAUUCAUUUUAUUUGUUCUUUUCUAUUUUUCACGCGUGAAAUUUUCCCAAAAGGUCAAAGUGAGCAUUAAUCAGCUCACGAUGCGGCAUCAUUUGCUAAAAAUACACACCGUGGUCAAAAUCAAGGUGCAAAUCUCAUUUUAGAUUUUUUUUCAAAGUUUUAUUUUCAAUUUUCAAGGGAAGCUGUGAGACACAGUGCUGAGAUAAAAAUAGUGGCGCACCUGUUGUGCCUCGCGGAGCAAAGUUUACAAAUAAAAGAUUUUCUUCUCUCUGCAAUGAGAGAGAAAGAAAAACAGUUAUGGUGGAAAUUGCUCAAGUUUUUGAGUGCGAUUGAGAUAUUUUUGGGGAAGGCCACAGGGACGUACAGGUUGUGCCAGAAUGUUGUUGUGAAGACUGAGGGAAAGGUUAAUGGACAGCUCGCGGUGUGGGAAGUAAAAAUAAAGGAAAUAUUGAACGAGUUAAGCCGUAAAGAACGGAACAAAUUAAUCAUGUUCCGGUCAGUUUAUGCGUGAUUAAUGGACCCUAUGACCGAAUAUUUACUUAGCUCAACUAAUUGAAGAUUUAUCCUUUCGUGGCCAAAGAUUUUUCUAGUGGAUCAAAUUUGACAGAGAAAAAAUAAGAAAAGUCUUUUCGAUUGACUUCAAGACAAUCCAGAAAAUUAACUAAAUUAAGGACGGUUAAAACUAAUGUUGACGCUUUACCUUACUGUGACGCAGAAAAAGACUAAUGUUGACUCAAUUCCCUUAUUGCGACUUAAAUUUUCCCUUAUUUAGACUCAACCUUUGCCUAAUGUAGACUCAAUUUUUAACUUAUCUGUACUAGAAAAUACCUAAUGUAGCCGCGAAUUUUAACUUAAGGCGACGUUAAGAACGUUGUAGUACAGAUAAGUUAAAAAUUGAGUCUAGAUUAGGCAAAGGCUGAGUCUAAAUAAGAGAAAAUUUGAGUCGGGAUAAGGGAAUUGAGUCAACAUUAGUCUUUUUCUGAGACACGAUUAGAUGGAGCCAAUUAAGGACAUAGGCUCUAUAGUAAAAUAUAUCGAAUUUAUCCUGCCACAAUUUCACUUCCAGCUCUAUGAAAGAUGAAUAACCUUUUAGAAAUAUCUCGAACUAGGACAUAAAACUUGAUCUUCCGUGAUAUUAUUGGGAAGAAGACUAAACUCAAAAGCUCGAUACUUCCUUAUUAUGGUAGAUUAGCAAGAACAAUAUAGGCUACAGGACGCUUUAAAAUUUAUUAGGAAGUCCCCAAGUUCCCGGGAAAAAAAUUAAGGAAUGUCUCAGAGGCCACAUUUAUGCCAAAAUUUACAUAAAAUCUUCGAAAAGAUUUUGAAAAAUUGCAAAAAGAAGAACUAAAUAUUCGAAUUUGAUAUAAUCUACUCAAUCUACCUCUAAUUAAUCAACUUUUUGGAAUAGUUAUUUGUAUAAAGCAGAAAUUCUUGAUGAUGCACGAUUUCUGUCAUUACACUGUCCCCAUAAUUUGUGAUGGACAGAUAAAUUAAAUAGAAAACUUCACAACUUCAGAAUUUAGUAAUGAUUUUUUUCACGGCGUGUUUUUCUUUUCGCAAAUGAUGCCGAAGAAAUAGUUUUAAAAAUAAAUAUGAAAAGAAACAUAGAAAUAAUAAAAAAAAAUAAUAGGAUCUCCAACUUAACGCUCAUUUGAAAGGCAACAUGGAAAUAAUCUUAAUGAAUCUUUCAUUCUCAAUUUCUGUUAGAAAGUGCCUCACUUCCCUGUUACAUAAAAAAAUAGUUUGUAAAGAUAAAGAAAAAGUAGAAAUAUUAGAGAUAAAAGAAUUAGAAAAAAAAAGUGAAGAGGUACAAGAUUUAUUUUUAAGUAGGUGAUCUUUUCAAUGAGUCCCCCUUCUUGAGGUGUGUCUUUAAAAAAAAAACAAAUCUAUCUACAAUUUGUAAGAGUUUUAGGUAAAAAGAAAAAAAAACUUUUUGGAAAUAUUUUAUCGAUAGAUUUUUCUUAUUAGAUUGAAUUCUAAAUGUGUUGGUUUCCUCUUCGAUAAAUUCCAAUAUGCGCCAAAUACAAAUUUAUUUAGUCAUGUAGUGAAACAUUUUAAGGAAAAAAUAUUAAUCUUGACGUGGUGAAACGACAAAAAAAUGAAAGCAAUAAUAUUCCACCUUUUUUUUCUCAAAAAAGGAUUCCCUUUACAAAUUACUUAGGACGCCAUAUUGGGUGAUUAAAGGAUUCCAUUUUGAUUAUUUUUUUUUCUAAAAUUAUAUUCCAUAUUGCAAAAGCCUUGCAUUUGCAAAUUUUUGAAAGAUUUUUUUAAGGGAUGAGGCCUUUAAAAUUGAAAUCAAAAAGAAUUUUUUAAGGGUUAAAAGUAAGUAAGUUAGUAUGUAUAGAACUUUGAUUCCUUUUUAUAGUCUACCAAUUUUAUUUUCAAACAAAUUGCUUGAAAUUUUUGAGAAUUUCUUUUUAAGAAAACUUUUUUCUCUAUUCAGAAAUUUGUAAAUGCUAGGCAAAGUAAAAAAAAAUACUAAAUUUUCUUUUUUGAAAUUCUUUCACAAUCUCUACAACAAAAUAUUCUUUCAAAGCGAUUUAUGUACUUAUAUUUUUAAAAGAAAUGUCGUAAUUUCACAAGAAAUAACAGAAAGAUAGUAGAUAUAUAAACUAAUUAAAGAAAAAUUAGUAGUUUAGUAGGCCAAUGUGAACGGCAAACCAAAUCAAAUAGAAUGAGAAAAUAUAAAAAACAAAGACUUGUCUCACAAGGCCUAACAAACCUUUAAAAAAAACAUCCUAUACACUUGUUAUUUAAAAGAUAUAGAGAGAAAAAUGAAACCAUAUAGGCUCGAAUCUUUUUAGUGAAAUAAAAAAAUGAGAAACGUAACAUUUUUUCCCAAUUUUAAUGACAAGAGAGAACAAAUUUACUACUUAAUCAAUUUACUACUAUGUAUCGAUUUUUGGGAAUUUAUGUAGCUAUUUUUUGUGGACUAUUAUUUUCAAAAAACAAAAAUGAAUAGGAGGGGUUGGAAAUGGUGAAGUUAUGACUGAUUUAGGCUUUAUUUGGUAGAUUUCUUGAUUUUUAUCAGUUUUGUGGAUAAAAUUGUUUAAAAUUGAGGGAAAAAUAUUGGUCUUACUAUUCGUGCUUACUGGGUGAGAUUUGUGGUAGUUUCAUGGCAGUCUUUGAGACCUAAUUCCAUUGAUUUGAUCCCUUAACGCAAAGGAAUCAAAGGAAUGGGAAGGAAUGCGGCACAAUAGUCUUUAAUCCUUUAAAGAAUCCCUAAUUGGGAAAACAAAAAUUUAGAAAGAAAAGAAUCCAAAAAUAAGGAUUAAAUAAACCAACAAUCCUUUAUCUAUAAACUUGAAAAAUUAACUUAUAGAGCAUUGAUCGGUCACAAACUCAUUAUUUCUAAUUCAUUCCUUAGUAUUCAAAUUUACUAACUUGAACUACAACUAAAUAAAAUACACAAUAUAUAAAAAAAAAAGUAGAAAACAAAAAGAAAAUACAAAAAACACUGUAGAUGAGAAAAUAAAACUAAUUUAUAUACAGAGAUUAGGAACACAGUAAAAUGUAAAAGAUUAAUAAAAUUACUACAAGUGAAAACAGGAACAUAAUAGAAAAACUACAAAAUAUUUUGAUUUAUUUUUCUUUUCCUUUUUGAAGUGUGUAUUUGAGACUUUGGCUUUAUUAACAACACUAUUUCUCAUAAAAAAAGUAGAUAUAAUAAUGAAAAGAUAGAAUAAUUAAGAGAGGAAGAGUGUGAAACAAUAAUAAAUGGUAGCGGAGAGAGACUGCUGAUAGGAACGAUUUUUUGAAGAUUGUUAAUAAAAAUAUAUAAUGUAAUAAAAGUCCCAAAAUUUUUGUA